AUGGCGACAGAUCGAAUACAAAAGGCGAUGCAUUCAAAUAAUAUGGAUACACCGGCCACUGCACCAUUCGCAGGAGUGCAGCACGCGUCGCUUCUUACGCCCAAGGCGCGCUACGUUGCUGCCGCCGAACGUGUCGAAGAAGUCAGCGCCAUGCUCCAUGGCCUCAACCGCCUUCACAAAAACCAGCAUCGGGUGUCGACAUACUGGUGGCCGGUAUUUGGCCAGCUGCGGCGGCAUGUGCGCCGUCUCGAGGCGGUGGUGCGGCCGUUGACAGCCGCCAAAGCCAAAGUCGACGGAGACGAUCAGAGCGACGAGGAAAAGGCUGCCAUAAUGUGCGCGCGCGCUGUUCGCGAUGAUUUUAUCCCCAAAGCCUAUCUCGCCUUUUCACGACUAAUUGCCGACCGCCGAUUUGCGCAGCUCGGCUUGCUAUUGAUGGCCAUUCUAGCACAGGUGCACACGGCGCUUCGCUGGGUGUCUGGUGAUCUUGCGACGGACAAACGACGAAUCGCCAGCGAUGAAGAUGACGGCGACGACGACCAAAUUGAAGACGAGCUUGCCGACGCCGGGAUUCAACACGACGCACCCGGCGAAUUUGGCGACGAUCUCGGCGAGGUCAUUGCUCGCGUAGACGACAGCGAGAACGAGGAUACAAAACGUUAUAAGGAACAUGCUACGGUGACUAUGAGCUCAAAACCAUCAAAGAAACGCCCACGGCAAGAGGUCGAUAGCGACAACGAUACCGACCUUAUCAAGUCGCGAACGCCCCUUGUGAAGCCGUCCACCAAAAGCGGCGAAUCAGAAUCUAUCGUUCGUUCCGAGAAGAAGAGGAAAGUAGACGAGGACCCGCCGAUGCCCAGAUCCAAAGAGAUCACGGAGGCCAAAGAGACCCAAGAUGUCUUCGUGAAACGAGACAAGAACGGCAAGAAAGAGAAGUACAAGGACCGGGACAAGUCGAAAAAAAUAAAGAAAAGGAAGAAGAACGGCGACGAGUUUGAUGAUCUCUUCAGCGGCCUGCUAUGA
This is a messenger RNA of Sporothrix brasiliensis 5110, 1020 nucleotides long. RefSeq lists its product as uncharacterized. Gene Ontology annotation, cellular component: ribonuclease MRP complex. Lineage: Eukaryota; Fungi; Ascomycota; Sordariomycetes; Ophiostomatales; Ophiostomataceae. The transcript is spliced from 2 exons. Gene Ontology annotation, molecular function: rRNA primary transcript binding. Gene Ontology annotation, biological process: nuclear-transcribed mRNA catabolic process, RNase MRP-dependent; maturation of 5.8S rRNA from tricistronic rRNA transcript (SSU-rRNA, 5.8S rRNA, LSU-rRNA). The record is from RefSeq and is a predicted model, not a curated record. The coding region runs from base 1 to 1020 and encodes 339 amino acids.